UCAAAAACUUUGAAGAGACCCACUCCUCACAAUUUCAGUGAGCUGCGAACACUGAAACUUCGUCAGUAGAUUUAUUCAUACUCAAAACGCGCUGCAUCUAACAAGCUCUCUUGGAUUGAAUAAACCAUCAACAACUAUAACAAGGUCUGUGUAACCAUCUCAAUUCCUCUUCACUCAAUUUUUCAACACUGUCUUUGUGAAACCAAAACAAUGUGUUCCCAGAAAACCCUUUUGAGAAUUUUCAACAAAGGUGCGUCUCUUCCUUCAAAUCAGCACCACCACCACCAACAAAACCAACAUGAACUUGCUCGUAAAAUUACUCACGUCCUCAUCAAUUCAACUAACUCCAACUAUUUCAAACUCAGUGACACCCAACUUCGCUCCAUACUUUCCUGCAUCACCCCCCAUGUUACUUACCGUGUUCUUUCCGACCCUAUUCUCCAACCUCAUUCCUAUUUACCCUUUUUCCACUUUCUUAAAACCCAUCAUUCCAGCAUUUCACUCAAACCUGAUCUCAAAGCCCAUUUGAUUCUCUUUUCUAGACUCUUAAAAGCUCGGAAAUUCGCCACCAUGAAGACUAUUUUGAAUUCCCUAGUUACAGAUUCCGAAUUUCCCUGUCCUGUUUCGGGUAUUAUUCAUUUGGUGGAUGAAUUUGAGUCUCAUUUUGUUGAGAAGCUUUGUGAUAUGUUGUUUAGGGUUUGUUCUGAUAAUAGGUUGUUCCAAGAGGCAAUUAGAGUUUAUGAUUAUGUCGAAGGAAAGGGGUUGGUGAUAGAGGAGAGGUCUUGUUUUGUGCUUUUGCUUGCUUUGAAGAGAUGCGCUGAGGUUGACUUAUGUCUUAGAUUCUUCCGCCGGAUGGUUGAGUCUAAUGGAAUUGAAAUUAGGGUUCAGUCUUUGACACUUGUGAUUGAUGGGCUGUGUAGGAGAGGAGAGGUUGAGAAAGCCAAGGAGUUGAUGGAUGAGAUGGUCAGUAAAAGCAUUGUGAAACCGACUGUCUUUACUUAUAAUACAUUGUUAAAUGCGUAUGUUGGAAGAAAGGAUCAAAAGGGAGUUGAUGAGAUACUAAGGUUGAUGGAGAAGGAACGUAUUGUUUUUAGUGUGGCUACUUAUAGUAUUUUGAUUCAGUGGUAUUCCAGUUCUGCUGAUAUUGGGGAGGCUGAGAAGAUAUUCGAGGAAAUGCGUGAAAGAAAUCUAGAAAUUGAUGUUUAUGUCUAUUCGUCGAUGAUAACUUGGAAUUGUAGAUUAGGAAAUAUGAAAAGGGCCUUUGCGUUGUUUGAUGAGAUGACUCAGAGAAACAUUGCUCCUAAUGCACAUACUUACGGCGCCUUGAUUGGUGGUGUGUGCAAGGCAGGUCAAAUGGAAGCUGCGGAAAUCUUAUUGGAAGAGAUGCAGAGUAAGGGAAUUGACCUAAAUAUAAUAAUAUUUAACACGAUGAUAGAUGGCUACUGCAAAAGAGGAAUGAUGGAUGAAGCUUUGAGGCUGCAAGCCAUCAUGGAAAGGAAAGGAUUCAAAGCAGAUGUGUUUACAUUCAACAUUCUUGCAAAUGGGCUCUGUAAAUUGCAUAGGUAUGACGAAGCCAAGUGUACUUUAAAUUCAAUGGUAGAGAAAGGAGUGGAACCAAAUGUUGUGACUUUCACUAUGUUUAUCGAGAUAUAUUGCAAGGAAGGAAACCUUGCUGAAGCCGAGAGGUUCUUUAGGGAUAUGGAGAAAAGGGGAGAAGUGCCUAAUAUUGUUACAUAUAACACUCUUAUUGAUGCGUAUUGCAAGAAAGAAAAAGUGAAGCAAGCACAUUCGACAAAAUCUGAAAUGAUAAACAAGGGGUUAUCGCCAGAUGUAUAUACAUACACAUCGCUAAUACACGGGGAAUGUAUUGUUGGUAGGGUAAACGAGGCGCUUAAAAUUUUCAAUGAAAUGAGGUUAAAGGGGAUAACUGGAAAUGUUGCAACGCAUACAUCAAUUAUUUCAGGAUUAUCCAAGGAGGGGAGAGCAGAUGAAGCAUUUAAGUUGUAUGAUGAGAUGAUGAAAAUGGGCCUAAUACCUGAUGAUAGAGUUUUCGCCGCACUUGUUGGUAGUCUUCACAAACCUCUCAUUCAUGCUGGUCUAAAACAAAAUGAAUAUGAGGAUCUGAAGCAGAAGUAGACACUUCUGGCACUUCACUAGGGUCAAAUGUAUGUUAGUCAAAUGCACACAGGAUGGAAGUAAAGAAAAGGGUGGGUAAGGGUGUAAGAGAUUGAUGAUCUUGUCCUUGAAGCUCAAGCAAGAAGACCUGUGUGUAGGGGAAAGUUGAUCUGCAACACCAAAUUAGAGCUUGGAAAGAUAGGAAGAUGUGCAAAAAUCUGGUCUCGUUAUACUUGGUUAGCUCGUAGAAUCUGCACUAUCAAUUUCAGUGAUCUAGCUCGCCAGAAGGAUCAAUUUCAGUGUGAUAGAUAUGGCAAGGUGUAUAGGAGGAUACAUAGGAAGAGAGAGCUUUAUGCUGAGAAGGUUAACAACAGAGGACUUUGUGCCAUUGCUCAGGCUGAGUCUCUUCGUUACAAACUCCUUGGUGGUCUUGCUGUCCGCAGGUACAUACAGAAUUUGUUGUGGGCUUUUAAUUACUGAUUUGUUUGUCAAAUGAAUCUCAAAGUGCUAUAUAUUGAUGUACUGUGGCAAUUUGAUUAUUGAAAGAGUCUAUGUUCUAUACUUGAAUUCCAAAACAGAACAUGGAGAAACUAUUGGAACUGAAUUUCUUCCUUCUAUUUGUGAAUUGGUACCACUAUAUUUGAUUAUGUUUGCCAUGGUGGAAAGAUGGUUGAUUUUAUGCUAUGAUUUAUCCAAUAGUGGAAACCCAUAAUUUAUGCUGUAAGCCGCAGCCAGCUAAGCUUUUCUAAUGAAAGGCAAUAUAUAAUAAGGGACUCAUGUUUCUUUGAUUUUGUAAUUUUGACGGAGUACUUAUGAGGUUAAAUUGCGUUCUGCAUCUUUCGUUGGAACUGUAAUAAGUCUUUAGCUUGAUUUAAACCAGACUUCCUUACAGUGGUGUCUAAACUCACGUGGGUGUUGUUCUCAUCUACAUGUGACUACUUGAUACUUUGAUUGAAUAUUAGGCAGGUCACUUACCAGUUCACUAGGGUCAAAUGUAUGUUAGUCAAAUGCACACAGGAUGGAAGUAAAGAAAAGGGUGGGUAAGGGUGUAAGAGAUUGAUGAUCUUGUCCUUGAAGCUCAAGCAAGAAGACCUGUGUGUAGGGGAAAGUUGAUCUGCAACACCAAAUUAGAGCUUGGAAAGAUAGGAAGAUGUGCAAAAAUCUGGUCUCGGUAAUAUACAAACCUUCUCUUUUUCUUGUAAUUGGUUGCACAGUAUCACUUGACAAGGUUAUUCUUUGUUGGCAUUCAAUAUUUCAUGUUUGCAUUGAAUGUAACUGAAGUUUGAUAUAACUGUAACCUUGGCAUAAUUUUAAAAGUUUCUUAGAAUCUAAGAAACUUGUGUUUA
This is a messenger RNA of Lathyrus oleraceus (garden pea), 3461 nucleotides long. Its product is annotated as pentatricopeptide repeat-containing protein At2g32630. Gene Ontology annotation, molecular function: mRNA binding; protein binding. Gene Ontology annotation, biological process: RNA processing; mitochondrion organization. Gene Ontology annotation, cellular component: mitochondrion. Lineage: Eukaryota; Viridiplantae; Streptophyta; Magnoliopsida; Fabales; Fabaceae. The record is from RefSeq and is a predicted model, not a curated record. The coding region runs from base 211 to 2136 and encodes 641 amino acids. The transcript is spliced from 2 exons.